AGUUGACAUCUGUUGCCUGGGUGACCAGGGCCUUGUCAACUCUAUCAGAGCCCAGUGAUCCCACGAUGUCCGCCGAGGUUCUUGUGUCCCGGCCCCUGGCCCCCCAGAGUGUCCCCCCGGGGAGCCUCCCGACCCAAUCCCCGGAGGCUGCCAUCAACGCCACGGGCCAGCACUCCUCCUCCGGCCUGGCCACCUCCGGCUUCCGUACAGCGAAGUACCUGCUGGAGGAAUGGCAGCAGGGCAACUCCACGACGUACUACCAGGCAUUCGCCGACCGGGACAGCUCGGAGAGGACGAGGCAGGAGAGCAAGGUGCUGGCGGCGGAAGCCGAGGCCCGGGCCCAGCGCAGCCAGGCGGAGGCCACCCGGAGGCUGGGGGAGAGGCUGCUGGAUAUUCACUUCUGGAAGUCGGAGCUGGCCAGGGAGGUCGAGGAGCUGCGAGCCGAGACCCAGCUCCUCCUGCAGGGCAAGAACAGGCUGGAGAGGGCCCUGGACGCCACCGAGAUCCCCUUCAGCAUCGCCUCGGACAACCUGCAGUGCAGGGAGAGGAGAGUCGGGGCCGAGCUGGUCCGGGACGGCGUGGAGCUGGAGCUGCUGCAGGAAGUAGAAUUGAUCAGAAAUGUUCAAGAGCUUCUGAAGAGGACCCUGAACCAAACCAUUCAACAGAUCCGGAUGAAUCGCGCGGCCAAGGAAGCUCUGGAGAUGGACUGGUCGGAUAAGGUCGAAGCCUACGACAUCGACGACAAAUGCGGAAGAUACAAUAAUCAGAGCACAGAGAUCCAGUUCCACCACAAUUCCUCCAAAUACGAAGACAACACUUCCACCCCAGAAUCUUGGACGCAGUACAGCCACGAUAAUAUAUACAAGGCAGAGCGCGAGAGGAUGACUUCGGUGAAUCUCCGUUCAUUGAUUGACAGCAUCCUCCAGGACACGGCGGAGGACCUGCGCGCCCAGUGCGCCGCCGUCGACCGGGCUUUGGCCAAGCGCUGCGAGGAAGUGGACGACGCCAAGAGGAAGUUAGAAAACCAUUUGCAAAAGACCUUGGCAGAAAUCGCCGGCCAGGAGAAUAAUAUCGCGGCUCUCCGGCAAGCUAUUAAAGACAAGGAAGGUCCGCUGAAGGUUGCGCAGACGCGGCUGUACGAGAGGUCUCACAGGCCCAACGUGGAGCUCUGCAGAGACCCCGUGCAGUUCAGGUUGAUAAGCGAAGUCGGGGAACUCACCGAAUCCGUCGACGUUCUAAGACAGAAGCUGGAGGCGGCCGAGCAGGCGCUGAGGAACCUGGAAGACACCAGGAUGUCUCUGGAAAAAGACGUAGCCAACAAGGCCAACAGUCUCUUCAUCGACAGGGAGAAGUGCAUGACCCAUCGCACCCGGUACCCCGUCGCCAUGAAGCUCACCGGGUACCAGUAGACGCCUUCUAUAAAAAAACAGAUAGAAACUAAGUGUUUUAAUCGCACAAAUGCAUCGCAAUAAACUUUUAAAACAAAAA
Molecule: messenger RNA, 1488 nt
Organism: Spea bombifrons (plains spadefoot toad)
Lineage: Eukaryota; Metazoa; Chordata; Amphibia; Anura; Pelobatidae
Gene: TEKT4
Product: tektin 4
Exons: 6
Coding region: 66-1409 (447 amino acids)
Biological process (GO): cilium assembly; cilium movement involved in cell motility
Cellular component (GO): microtubule cytoskeleton; sperm flagellum; nucleus
Source: RefSeq, a predicted model, not a curated record